AUGUCCGUGGACAUAGAUUCAGCCGAAACGUUACGACGUCGUAAGAUGCAAAAGGCGAAUGAUGUACACAUGCACGCUAUGGCUUCGCAGUAUGGGGAUCAAGUACGCACAGGGAUGGCGUUAUGUUGUGGUCAAACCACUGAACUCAUGAGACGAAUGGUGCUUGUACACUUCUUACGCGGUCCUACUGGUAUAGCUGCUUUCAGUUUAUCCGUGUUAUUGAUUGUUGGGUCUGCUUUCUGGCCCACCGUCGGUCUGUUGGUCAUCACCAGUCGAGAAGCCUCUUUGAUUGGAGAGAAAUCAAUCAAGCCCUCCCGCGUUCCUGUGAACCUGAAGAACUGGCUGGUAGGCUACGAGGGACAGCAGGACGAUCCGACUCUCGUAGACCUUAGUCAGCGUCUUUGGACAUACCUUGGUAAACUGCAAAAGGAUUCAAACCCAAGACAUUGGUGUGGCACACUACUCAAUUGUUCGAAACGUGUCUUCGAUGAAACCAAUCCCACACGUUCUUCCCUACUGUAUCCUCUCAACACUCACUACAUAUUUUUGGUUCGUCGCGUCUACGGUAAUAUCCAUGGCUAUCACAGCUACGCACCAUACCAGGCAUUUUUUUCUCCAGACAUCGCAAUGAGUGUUUAUCUGCCAUUCAAACAGCAAGUUGAUGAAUUCUUUUAUAAAGAGCACCAAAUCAAUCUGGAAAAUUCUACCAGCCCCCCAAAGCUGAACGUUCGAGUUGCUGCCUUGAAACGUGACGUCUACGCCGAAUCACCGUUUCGAUGGUCUGCGGAAAACUAUGGGAAGCAGUUUAUCACUAGCAUCAUUUGUGCACACCAGUAUCUGGGCACGGCCUGUCUGGUCGUAUGCAUCGCCAGCCUGAUGUGCUUGGACAAAGAGACAGGGUUUCGGCCAUUAAUGGCUCUAAUGGGAAUGCGGCGGAUAUCCUACAUGUUGGCUCAUUUCAUUGUUUGUCAGAUUGGUGUUCUCCCUUUGGCCGCUUUCGGAACACUGGUUCUGUGGACUCUGGGUGGAGAUCUGUCAAAACACCCUCUGACACCCACUGAAUACGGACAGAUCUUCGGCACUAACAUUCUCCUCAGCUGGCAUCAAUUUGGCAUUGGUCUGAUCGUGUGCGCCUUAGCACGGUCUACAAGGAUGGUGUUAUUCCCGUUACUCGCUCUGUUUGCGAUGGGAGUGGUGGCUCAGCUCGUUAUGAUCAACCAGGUGUUUGAGGACGUGACUUGGCAUCGAUGGUCCAAAAUCGACAACUAUGGGUAUAUAGUUCCAAGCUAUGCAUACUCAUCUCUUAUGCUGCAAAUCUUAAACAAAGAAAUGGUAUCCACUGAAGAAACCCACACCUAUUUCUACACGCAUGCUCAGGUGGUUCAUGCCGCGAUAGCUAUUUUGCUCGGAGCGUAUCUGGAUUGCAUAUCGAACAGUGGAACUGGACACAAAUACGAUUGGAAUUUUCCAGUUGUAUUCAUCAAGAUGUUCUUCCAGGCGCUGGACGUGAAUUAUGCCAGCAUGGAGCAAUCAUCAAUAUUCAUCAAGGGAAACACAAAUCGAACAAUUGAUCGUUUGGUUGAGGAGUCUAAACUAGAAUUCACCCGUGUCUGGCUACAAGGUGUCUCGAAAGACUACGUUCGAUGGCGAGGUUGGUCGAAAACCAAAUUUCGGGCCGUAUCCAAGGUAAACUUAUUAUUACAAAAGGGAGAAAUCACGGCCAUUCUGGGACACAAUGGCGCAGGAAAAACCACAAUUUUUAGCAUACUUGCAGGACUACAACCAGCAACUGGUGGUAACAUUAGAAUUUUUGGAAAGAACCCAUUGGAUGCUUGGGAUGCUAUCAACUUGCGCAAGAUCACCGGGAUCUGCACACAGUUUGACGUCCUGGAUGACCAUCUGACUGCAUACGAGCACAUGCGACUGCUUGGUGCCAUCAAGGGUGUCAGCUAUCAUUCAGCGCACAGAGAGACGAUGAAACUUUUCACCCAGCUUGAGCUGGACUCGUACACGCAUACGGCCACAAAUUUGCUUCCAGGAGGAGACAAGCGAAAGCUGUCAGUAGCCAUGGCUUUGCUGGGCUCCCCGCGACUGAUUAUGUUGGAUGAGCCGACGUCCGGUGUCGAUCCCUUCUCACGACGAUGUAUCUGGAAGGUACUGAGAAAUUACCGACCCAAUCGCGUAAUUGUCUUGAUCACUCACUACAUGGAUGAAGCCGAUGUAUUGGCAGAUAGGAAGGCGAUUAUGAUUAGUGGUCGACUGGUUUGCUAUGGCACCUCGAGAUUUCUGAAGGAGAAUUACAAUCCCGGUUAUAUGCUGAAUGUAACACUAACGAAUAAAUGGGACAACUCUUCUCGCCUGAAGCGAUUUCUCUGCGACCGCAUCUCCGGUGUUUCCUUCGUCCGUGAAUUCACGGAACAACUGACGUUUUUUAUUCAACCAAAUGCUAUGAAUCCCCUAAUGCUACUAAUGUUCUCCGAUGAAGGUCAGAAUGAACUGACUCAGUGCAGCGUCGCGAGCUUUGGUUUCACAGUUACUAGCUUGGAAGAUAUAUUUCUCAAGCUUGGAGCUGAACCACUGGAUCAAGAUGACGAAACACUGUUGGCUAAACCGGAUGAGAAACCGAGACAACAUAAGACGUCUUACGCGGUUGGAGAACGCCUUAAACAACUCACUCGUCCCCUGAGUAUCCGGUCAGUUCAGGAGAAGCAUCCACCAAGAGAACCUGUAGUCGACUUUCCCCUACUCCCGCCCAGCCCGAGGUCAGAGGUUGCGGUUGGUCUCCGACAGUUUGGUCUACUGAUUCGUGUCCUACUUGGUCUGUUGAUGUUACCAACUCCAAUAUAUAUCUUACUGCGUUCGUUUCUCCCGAUGAUCAUGGUUGGUGUGUCGUCCAUAGUCUACUACGUAGAGACGACCAACUUUCCAAGGACGGUUGAAAUGGAACACUACGACUACAUCACACGAACGAAUAUAACCGACACCAGGCAACAUAUAUCGAUUGCCUAUCCUGUUAAUUCCGAAGGUAACUGGUCGACAGUGGUAGAUCAGACUCUAUUUGACGAGGACCUCGUAUGCCUACGAAAUCAACUUGGACCAAAAGAACCCUACUUUGUGAAACUACCAUUCUGGCGCGAGUUGUCACCGACUGGAUACAGUGAGGAUGCGAUACAUCCUCUUUACAAUUACAGUCGUUUCGGAUCCACUCGCGUUGACAUUGCUGCGUGGCACAACAAUUCAAUCAAUAUCACUUUGAUCCUUGGACGACAGGAUCACGAUCUGACACAGCAGAUUAUCCUGCAACAUUUUGCUCUGUGGAACUGUCUGCAUGCGAGGAACCUCAAGCAACAAGGACUUCUUCGAACAGAUGAUCCAACUAUUCCUUGGGUUGGUGAUAUGACUUCAUGGGAAUCAAGAUGGCCUGAAACCCAUCCGCAACUGAAACUGGGAACCGCUUGCAUUUAUCUCAUUAUAUGUAGCGUCGCCAACUGCAUUCUUAAUCCACUUAUCGCCGGGGAUAUCCUCCGCAUUCUCACUCAACUUCACAUGUACGGAAUGAAGCACUGGGCUUACUGGGGCGCACACUUCUUCACUCAUAUAUUCCAAUAUCUGAUGCUUGCCUGUUUUACAACGAUCGUCAUGUUUCCGUUUGAGGAUCACAUUCUAUCUUACUGGCAGGCCAUAUUUGUUCACAAUUGGAUAAACAUUUUGGCAGCUCUGGAUAACAUUCUCCUUAACUACUUUUGUUGUUUAUUUUUUCAAAAUUCCGGAGGAGCGACGGUGCUGUUUGGUUCAACGAUUUUGAUUGUCAUCUUUGUCAAUAUAACCAUAUUCUUCAUCCCACUCAGUAUGCUGGAAGCUGCCUACGGUUGUAUCCUGUUCAUCUUCCCAUUUGCGGAUCCAUUCCUAACUCUGUUCCUAACGGACUUUCGCGUACGGCUAGAGAAGGUGUACCUAUUCGGAACCACAAAUGCCAUUUUCAUGCCACCACUGUGGCGACUUCUGGAGUACAAUCACGUAAAAAUUAGUCAGAUAAUCCAUUGUUUCCGCAUUCUGGUCACGGCCUCGCUGUUCUUAGGUGCCAAUAUUUACAUGCACCAGAUAACUCCCAAACAAAAGGAACGAAAGUACUAUGAGGGCCUGCAUCGACUUCAGCCACUUAGCGAAUUGAACACGUUGUACCGCACGGACUCCCAGCGUCCAACUGAGGAAGUUGGGGAAUUUAUCCGAGGCAAACGAAAGGGUACAAUCGUCACGGACAGCAACAUUGUGGCUUUUGUGUACAAGUUGACCAAAUGCUACUUUCCGGGAUCUUUGCCAGUUCUCAGCCGCUGCCUGAAUGCAUGCAGACCGGCCAGUCUUCGAGUAGCCGAGCCAACCAAAGUGGCGCUCACGAAUAUUUCAUUCUUGGUCAAUAAAGGAGAGAUUUGUGGCAUCCUCGGGCCAAGCGGUGCUGGGAAGUCUACGCUACUUGAAUGUCUGGCUUCGGUAACACAUCAGGACCAUGGGCAGGCAGGUGUUGUGAAUCUGCGAACCAAUCGUCUAUUGCCAAACCAAACGGCGGUGGAGCAAGGUAUUAUUGGGUUUUGCCCCCAGUACAAUCCGAUUUGGCCUCAAUUAACCGUGAGAGAACAUUUGGUGAUCUAUUCUGUUAUGCGUGACAUUAAUCGAAAGGCCAUUGAUGGUCACGUGACGAAGCUUAUCAAUACUGUGAACCUGGAACGCUAUCGUGACACGUACGCGGGAUCUUUAUCUGGUGGAUGCAAGCGACGCCUCUCAAUGGCAAUCAGCAUGGUUGGCGAUCCGAGCCUGAUAAUCAUGGACGAGCCAUCAUGCGGUGUGGAUCCACGAUCAAGGAGGAACUUGUGGAAAACGUUGCUUAACUGCAUCAAGGGCACACAGAGGGGUUGCGUGGUAACAACGCACUUUAUUGAUGAAGGCGAAUCCUUGUGUGAUCGUCUGGCAAUUCUGGUCAAUGGGAAUCUUCUGUGUAUGGGCAGCCCCCAUCAAUUAAAAUCAUCCUACGGUCAUGGCCUCUUCGUUGAAGUGAAGAUCGCUCGAAAUUACGCACUGAUGCCGGAUGAAGCUGACUUUGAGGUGCAUCAAACCUUGGGAAAAUUUGUGCGACACCUACUGGAUCAGUUUCCACGAACCACAAUUAUUGACUCCUUUGAAGAUCGAAUGUGCUUUCAGUUUGCAGAUAGGAAUAUGCAAGUUUUCCGGGAGGCGACCGAGAUGCUUUUACAA
Opisthorchis viverrini is the source of this 5247-nucleotide messenger RNA. RefSeq lists its product as hypothetical. The annotation marks the transcript as partial. Gene Ontology annotation, cellular component: intracellular membrane-bounded organelle; membrane. Lineage: Eukaryota; Metazoa; Platyhelminthes; Trematoda; Opisthorchiida; Opisthorchiidae. Gene Ontology annotation, molecular function: ABC-type transporter activity; ATP binding; lipid carrier activity. The transcript is spliced from 32 exons. Gene Ontology annotation, biological process: lipid transport; transmembrane transport. The record is from RefSeq and is a predicted model, not a curated record.